This is a messenger RNA of Artibeus jamaicensis (Jamaican fruit-eating bat), 7234 nucleotides long. It is a transcript of the gene DSTYK, whose product is annotated as dual serine/threonine and tyrosine protein kinase. Gene Ontology annotation, molecular function: ATP binding; protein kinase activity. Gene Ontology annotation, biological process: protein phosphorylation. The record is from RefSeq and is a predicted model, not a curated record. NCBI's taxonomy places the organism in Eukaryota, Metazoa, Chordata, Mammalia, Chiroptera, Phyllostomidae. The coding region runs from base 249 to 3041 and encodes 930 amino acids. The transcript has 13 exons.
CGCACUGUUCUGGAUUGCGGAGAUAAAGGUUCCGUCGCUGUAGGCUGGUCUGUUUUUAACCUCGGUGACGGAAUUGAGAGCUGUGCGGAUUGCAGGCGGAGAAGUUUGGAGGCGGGUUCCUCCCUCGUCAAGCGCGGGGGUUGGGGGCUGGGGGGUGGGGAGGAGGGAAGCAGUGCCAGCGGGCCGGGACCGAGCCCCGAGCCCCGAGCCCCGAGCCCCGAGCCCCGAAGGCAGAGAGGGCUGAGGAGAUGGAGGGCGACGGGGUACGGUGGGGUAGCGAGCCACCCUCGGGUCCUGGCCCGGGAGGCGGCGGAAUGAUCCGGGACCUGUGUCGGAGCUUUGGGCGCUACCGCCGCUACCUGGGACGGCUGCGGCAGAACCUCAGCGACACCCAGAAGUUCUUCCAAGACAUCAAGGGCUCCCACAGCCUCAGCUGUCCAUCCUCCCCCACAGGCGGCGGCGGCGGGGCCCAGCACGCCCCUGUCGGCGAUGUCGCCGAGACUGGGCUGCAUGCGGGCCAGCUGAGCUGCAUUUCCUUCCCACCUAAGGAAGAGAAGUAUCUCCAGCAGAUUGUGGACUGCCUACCCUGCAUCUUGAUCCUCGGCCAGGAUUGUAAUGCCAAGUGCCAGCUAUUGAACCUGCUAUUGGGGGCGCAGGUGCUUCCUACUACCAAGCUGGGCAGUGAGGAGAGCUGUAAGCUUCGGCGCCUCCGCUUCACCUAUGGGACUCAGACUCGGGUCAGCCUGGCGCUCCCUGGCCAGUAUGAAUUAGUCCACACCCUGGUUGCUCACCAGGGCACCUGGGAGACCAUCCCUGAGGAGGACUUGGAGGUCCAAGAGGACAGUGAGGAUGCUGCCCAUGUUUUAGCCGAACUGGAGGUGACGAUGCACCAUGCUCUCCUACAGGAUGUGGACAUUGUGCUAGCACCGUGCCAAAGCCUCCGGCCCACAGUGGAUGUUCUGGGUGACUUGGUGAAUGAUUUCUUCCCUGUGAUAACCUAUGCACUUCACAAAGAUGAACUAUCCGAGAGGGAAGAGCAAGAGCUCCAGGAAAUCCGAAAGUAUUUCUUUUUUCCCAUAUUCUUUUUCAAAGUACUGAAGUUGGGCUCAGAGAUAAUUGACUCUUCCACCAAAAGAAUGGAGAAUGAGAGAUCACCACUUCAUCGUCAGCUAAUUGACCUGGGCUAUCUGAGCAUCAGUCACUGCAACUGCGGGGCCUCUGGCCAGGACACUAAAGCUCAGAGCAUGUUGGUGGAACAAAGUGAGAAGCUGAGACUCUUGAGCACAUUUUCUCACCAGGUUCUACAGGCUCGCUUGGUGGAUGGAGCCAAGGCCCUGAACCUGGUGCACUGCUGCUGCCUUGACAUCUUUAUUAACCAGGCCUUUGACAUGCAGCGGGACCUGCAGAUUACUCCCAAACGUCUAGAAUAUACGCGAAAAAUGGAGAAUGAGUUAUAUGAAUCAUUGAUGAAUAUUGCCAACCGAAAGCAGGAGGAAAUGAAGGACAUGAUUGUUGAGACACUCAACACCAUGAAGGAGGAACUUCUGGAUGAUGCUGCCAACAUGGAGUUUAAAGAUGUCAUUGUCCCUGAGAAUGGGGAACCAGUAGGCACCAGAGAGAUCAAAUGCUGCAUUCGACAGAUCCAGGAACUCAUCAUCUCCCGGCUGAAUCAGGCGGUGGCUAACAAGCUGAUCAGCUCAGUGGAUUACCUACGUGAGAGUUUUGUCGGAACGCUGGAACGGUGUUUGCAGAGCCUGGAGAAGUCUCAGGAUGUCUCAGUUCACAUCACCAGUAAUAAUCUCAAACAGAUUUUAAAUGCUGCCUAUCAUGUCGAAGUCACAUUUCACUCAGGGUCCUCGGUUACAAGGAUGCUGUGGGAACAAAUCAAACAGAUCAUCCAGCGCAUCACGUGGGUGAGCCCACCGGCCAUCACACUAGAAUGGAAGAGGAAGGUGGCCCAGGAAGCCAUUGAGAGCCUCAGUGCCUCCAAGUUGGCCAAAAGCAUUUGCAGCCAGUUCCGGACCCGGCUCAAUAGUUCUCAUGAGGCUUUUGCAGCCUCCCUGAGGCAGCUGGAAGCUGGCCACUCAGGCCGGUUGGAGAAAACUGAGGACCUGUGGCUGAAGGUUCGGAAAGAUCAUGCCCCCCGCCUGGCCAGGCUUUCUCUGGAGAGCCGUUCUUUACAGGAUGUCUUGCUACAUGGUAAACCUAAACUGGGACAGGAGCUGGGCCGGGGCCAGUACGGUGUGGUGUACCUGUGUGACAACUGGGGGGGACACUUUCCUUGUGCCCUCAAGUCAGUAGUUCCUCCAGAUGAGAAGCACUGGAAUGACCUGGCCUUGGAAUUCCACUACAUGAGGUCUCUGCCGAAGCAUGAGCGGUUGGUGGACCUCCACGGUUCUGUCAUCGACUACAGCUACGGUGGUGGCUCCAGCAUUGCCGUGCUGCUCAUUAUGGAGCGGCUCCACCGGGACCUCUACACUGGGCUGAAGGCUGGGCUGACCCUGGAGACACGUCUGCAGAUGGCACUCGACGUGGUGGAAGGGAUCCGCUUCCUGCACAGCCAGGGACUUGUCCACCGUGAUAUCAAACUGAAAAACGUGCUGCUGGACAAGCAGAACCGAGCCAAGAUCACUGACUUAGGAUUCUGCAAGCCAGAGGCCAUGAUGUCAGGCAGCAUUGUGGGGACGCCAAUCCAUAUGGCCCCCGAACUUUUCACAGGGAAGUAUGACAAUUCCGUAGAUGUCUACGCUUUUGGCAUUCUUUUCUGGUACAUCUGCUCAGGCUCUGUCAAGCUCCCUGAGGCAUUCGAGAGGUGUGCCAGCAAAGAUCACCUCUGGAACAAUGUACGGAGAGGGGCCCGCCCAGAACGUCUUCCUGUGUUUGAUGAGGAGUGCUGGCAGCUGAUGGAAGCCUGUUGGGAUGGCGACCCCUCCCAGAGACCUCUCUUGGGUAUCGUCCAGCCCAUGCUUCAGGGCAUUAUGGACAGGCUAUGCAAGUCAAGUUCUGAGCAGCCAAACAGAGGACUAGAUGAUUCUACUUGAAAGCAAAGACCUUUCUCUUUCACUCUCUAUUUCUUUCCUUCCCCUCACCUUUUGGCCAUGGGAAGAAUUUGACAGUUGUUCAUCACAGAGCGCUCCGGGGCAAUUGGUGCUUGCCGGGCAGCUUGAGGCCCCCCAGGCAGAGAUAACUCCCGGAUAGUGCUGUCGGGCAGCUGGGCAUGUUCAGCAGUUCACUGACACCCCAAGCUGUUUCUUCAGCAAAAGAUUGUCUUGGACAUGGGCACAAGGCUGGAGAAGGCCAUGUUCAGGCCUCAGAACUGAAAAGGAGGUAAAUGUUACCAUUGUCUGUUCACUGUAUGUUUCUAAGACAAGGGGAACACUGCAGUUGCAAUAGUCUUAAAAACUAAUUUUCAUAGUUUCGACUCUAGCUCAGAAUAGUUUGGAUCUAUCCAGUUGUCAGAACCCUUAGAAAAUUUAAGCUUAGUUCUGGAAUUGUGAAAACAUAGGAGCAAAAAAAUAACUUGUGGAUUACUCUUUCCUGCUAUCUGCACCCAGAGAUCUCAGGUUGCAACAGCCAGAGGCCCCAGUGAUAAAGCUAGAAACACAGCUACCUGUACCUUACAGUGCCAGUGUGUUUACAUUUAUAGGAGCACAUAGCCCUGGCUUCUGGGGAAGGGUUUCACAGUUCAUCACCAAGAGGCCACAGAAAGAAAAAAACGUGUGUGUGUAUGUGUGUGCUGUUGGAUUUUGAGUUACUGCUACUCCUAGAACAGAAUUUCUUCUGCCCCUGCAUCUUCACUUUUUUUUUUCUCUCUUUGGUCUCACAGUGGGGAAGCUCCAGUUAACAUGGCCCUUAGGGGUGAGUGAGUACAAUUGACCCAGUGUGAGGUAUCUGGUUAGACUGAGAAUUGGACAGUGGUCUGGGGCCACGGGCCUCAACAAACCCACUACAAGGGUGCCAGUGGUUUUAUAAAACUUAAAAAAAAAUCACUGUUUUUUAGUGUUUGAAUCUAACACACUGAUGUUUUUAAACUUGAUCAGUGAGCUUUCUAACCGAGGUUUCUUCUGUCACCUGUCCCUUCUUUUUACCUUAUUUUAAAUGCAGCGUAGAUGAAAAGAGCCAGAUGGAAGAGAAGAGCACUCUGUAGCUCUGUGUGUGCCCUGCGUCCCUGUGUGUUAGUGUCUGGAGGGUCCUGUCCCUUGCACUGGGAAGGCAGGUGGUGGUCUUCUGGAGAUUUGUCAUGAAGUGUACGUAAGAAGAGAAAUUCUUAUGCCAGUCCAAGGAAGGGGAACGAUUUAAACACUGGUGCAUCUUUGACCUUGACUUUAAGCCUCCCUCAACCAAAACAGUCCAUUAGAUUUAGAAAAUCACACAGGUGAAGCCAUGGACAGUGGGGGUGAGUAGCCUCCUCCAUCUGCCCAACGCCCGAGCACCGUGGCCUGUGCCCUGUGCCUAGUCCCAAACAGUGAGUGGAACAAGUCCCAGAGUAGACACAUAUGACAAUGGUCAGAUUUGCUGCUGGAAUUUUCUAGGGUUGUUAGUGAUAGAAUAACCAUCUCUUAAACAUUAACAGGGUGUAAAUGGAGUCUACAAAAAAUUUUCCAUAUACCUUUCAAAGUUCAGUUUUUAACCUGACUGCCCUGGGCUCUGAUCCUGAUAUUUGUGAGUGUAGUAGCCCCCGAGAACAUGCAGCCCUUCCGAAAUUCCAUGUACUGCUGAAAAACUUCUUACUUGCAGUGGUUAAGUUUACUGACCCGGUGUUUUUGGGUUCUGUAAGCUCCAGCCUUGUUUUGGUGGAAUGUUCAGUAUAUCUCUUGGAAUUUUUAACACUUACACUUAGCUUUACUUCAAGUCACUCUAUUCUUGUCAGCAUGAACUUGUUGCCCUUCUGGGAACUAUCAUGGGCCUUCCAGGAAGCCACGUUUCAAGUUAACGAAGUAGAGGCGAGUAGUCUCUACCUGAUGAAAAAUCAGUGCAAGUCUUGUUCUAUAUGAAAUUUCAAGAACACUUUUAUAUAGUUCCCUUGUCCAGACUGUCAGUGUAACUCCGACUGUAAUCAGGAGUUGGUGCUCCCCUUUUGGAGGCCACAUCCCUAACAUCCUUCAGAAGUGUCACAUUCCCAUUCACACACGGGAGGCUAGGUUUUUCUCCACCCAGAGUCCCGUUUUGGUUUAUCCCCUGUGGCUUAGUCUGCUCUCAGACAUCAGUUUUCUAGCAGAUUCCCACAUUUUUUGCCUGAGUGAGAAGGGAGAGGCUGAUGAUGAGUAGUUCUGCUACAAUUCACUUAAAAAAAAAAGUCUUCGGCCAGCCAAAGCCCACGGGCAAGCACGGGACGCGUUACUGAAGCACUCGGCCGGCUGCGCUCGGCGGGCUGCGUGCAGGAUACAUACCACGUGUGUACGUCGCUUUUGUUUUACAUACCGUCAGCAAAUUUGGGGCUCUUUGUUCCUUUGGCACCCAUUAUUAUUCAAGUGAUGUAAUGCCAUGAAAUGUACUGUAUUGUAUAUUACUUGGGAAGAUACUAGGUUAUUAAAGAAGUUUGGUGGCACUUGGACUAUCAAGGGCUCAGCAAGACCAAAGCCUAAAGAUUUUACCACCUUGCUUUGGUGGUGUGUGCUCCCAGUGUUGAGGUGAGAUCAUGGCUUGGCAAGGAAGAAGGAUGGAUGAGAGGAUUACAGUGGGCUCUACCCUUCUAGUCAGUUAAAUAAGGGCAGUUUACUUCUGCCCCAAAAUGAUCGCCUGGACAUUUGUAAUGCACUUGAAGUCUGAUCACUUAUGUUGCUUCAGAACUGAGUAGGGGGCCUCCCUGCAGUACAGUUGGAAGGUGGUGGAGUCUGGAGCCAGGAGUGGCUGACCCUGUGCCUAGGGUGCCAGCAGCACGGUCAGUCGUGGGUGGGGGAAUGCUCGUUUGGGUGAGGUUUCCACAGGCACACCCUGGUUCCUGGACCCCCUUGUGGAGAAAGGCUCAUUGGUUGAGCAGGCCUGUCACUUCUCUGGAAAGGAAGGCUGUGCCGGUUCUUCCCAGACCAAAGAGAGUCACUUGUGACUCCAUCACUUUCAGGGGGACAGAGCCUAGGCGGCAGCUUCUCCUAAUUUUUAACACUAAAAGUCAAGGAACCAGUGAAGGAAAGGAUACAUUACUACCACAUAUAGAAAUAGGGGAAUAGUAGAACUCUCGACUAGUACCUGUCAGCUCUCCAAUACAUUUUGAUUUUAUUUUUUUGCAUCAUUGCGUGAGCUGCCAAAGGUAUUGGAAAAGUUUUUUUGUCAUUACGGGAGAAGCUGUUUGGGCUGCAACAUGGUAACUGCACUGAACGACACUUUACCUUUGUUUUUAUUCAGCACUGACAAGCCCAGGGGGGUUGGUGGUUACAGGCGCACUCGGGGGAAGAGAGACUCCCUCUGGCCUUGCCCGGUGUUCCAUCCGCCCAAUCAGGGAACCUCCAGACUCCACGGCGCAUCGAGCCGGCUAAACAGCCCUCCAGAAGUUUAUUGCCAAAAGAAGAGUUGUUUUCUUUCGGAUUUCAAAGCUUGAUUUUGGGAUUUGCUGGAUCAAAUAACCCAUUUUCUCUUUAAAAGAAAAAGAAAGAGGGUUUAUCUUCCUAAAUGUGGAGGUGGGGGGUAGUUAGGGCUAGUGUGGAUGUUAAUAGGUAAGGAGGGAGUGACCUUGAGAAACUUGUAUUGUAAACUCCCUUGGGGGUUUCAGAUACAGCACUACUGUUCUUAACCUGGGUUUCGUUUUUCACUUCACCUGCUCUGUUAACAUCCAGUCCAACCGGGAGGAUCGCAGAGACUGUGAACACCUGGCACCGGGUAGGCCUUCCCCAGAGGGUUGAAAGGAAAAAUGGUCUGGACAGCUUGUUGUCUCUUGUCUUUAUGUAAUACUUUUGUUUGUUUUAAAUCACUAAUGUUUAUUACAGUGUUGAAUAAAAAUGUUAUAUACUAAGGGUGUAGAAUAAAAGUGCAAUAACUAGAGAAAUUACUUUGGCAAAAACUUUAGUCCUUACACUCUCCUUUCUUGUGCUACCGUCUCUUUCCAUGUUGUUACAUUUCCACAUUGUUACAGCAGGACCCUGUUAACUGUGUGUAUUUUUAAGAGACGCAAUUAAGGGACAAGUCUUCACUUAGUGUAAUUUUGAAGGGUUGGGUCUGGUUUUAUAGAGUAUUCUGUAUAGUUGUGGCAUGCACAAAUACCAGAUGUACUGUAUAAUAAAGAUCACAUUAACAUUUUAGA